Eleginops maclovinus (Patagonian blennie) is the source of this 1331-nucleotide messenger RNA. RefSeq names its product double PHD fingers 1 (gene dpf1). The transcript has 12 exons. Gene Ontology annotation, molecular function: histone H3K4 methyltransferase activity; histone binding; transcription coactivator activity. The record is from RefSeq and is a predicted model, not a curated record. Gene Ontology annotation, biological process: positive regulation of transcription by RNA polymerase II. Gene Ontology annotation, cellular component: MLL3/4 complex. NCBI's taxonomy places the organism in Eukaryota, Metazoa, Chordata, Actinopteri, Perciformes, Eleginopidae.
AUGUUGACAUGCGUAAAAACUACACUUCCCCAAAGCUGUCACUGAGCGCUCCCGCCUCCCAUUGGCUGCUCUCUCCAGCCGCAGCCCCAGAGAAUGAAUGAAAUUGAAAUAGCUGCUACAUUACAUGUACAAUACCGGGCUCUGCAGUGUUGCAUUCUAUCAUACUAUAUCAAAAUGGCCACAGCGGUACAGAACCCUCUCAAAUCGCAAUCUGGAGGUGCAGUCAUCAAGAACAGUCUUGGUGAGGAGUUUUAUAAGGAGGCCAUUGAACACUGUCGCAGCUACAAUGCCCGUCUGUGUGCCGAGCGCUCGAUGCGUCUCCCCUUCCUGGACUCCCAGACCGGCGUGGCCCAGAGCAACUGCUACAUCUGGAUGGAGAAGAAUCACCGUGGACCAGGUCACGCUCCAGGUCAGUUGUAUACAUAUCCCGCUCGUUGCUGGCGCAAGAAGAGACGGCUAAACAUCCUGGAGGACCCGCGGCUUGUACCGAUCGAGUUCAAGAUCGACUACGAGGCUUCUCUAAAGAAGGAGGGGGGUAUACCAGAUGGUCCCGUGUUGGAGUCGCUGCUCGCCGGGGAAACCCUGGACAAGAAGGUAGAAACCAAGGAAGAAGAGCCAAUGAGCGAGUGUCAGAAGCUGCUGGUUGGAGAUUUCCCUCAUGAUUUGGAGGUGGACGAGAUGGAGGAAGACGUCCCUAAACGCAAGAACCGUACCAAAGCACGGGCCUGCGGUGUCGGGGGCAUGAGGAAGAGACAAGAGCCGGCUGCUAUUGAAGACAGAGACAAGCCUUACGUCUGUGACAUCUGUGGAAAGCGCUAUAAAAACCGCCCAGGGCUGAGUUACCAUUAUACUCACACACACUUGGCAGAUGAGGAGGGCGAAGAAGACUCGGAGCGACACACACUACCCUUCCAGCGCAAGAACAACCACAAGCCCAAGAAAGCACCUGACGGCUCAGUGAUUGCCAACGGCUACUGCGACUUCUGCCUCGGAGGCUCAAAGAAGACGGGCUGUCCUGAAGACCUUAUCUCCUGUGCAGACUGUGGACGCUCAGGCCACCCGUCCUGUCUGCAAUUCACAGUGAACAUGACGGCUGCGGUGAGGACUUAUCGCUGGCAGUGCAUCGAGUGCAAGUCCUGCAGUCUGUGUGGCACCUCUGAGAACGAUGACCAGCUGUUGUUCUGUGAUGAUUGUGACCGAGGAUACCACAUGUACUGUCUGAGCCCUCCUAUGUCUGAACCACCAGAGGGGAGCUGGAGCUGUCAUCUGUGUCUGAGACAUCUGAAGGAGAAGGCCUCAGCCUACAUCACCCUCACUUAAUCUGCGGAGCU